UCCGACGUCCUGUUUUAAAAUCCGUGUGGGAGAUUACAACAGUGUGUGUAUGUAUUUUAUUCUGACAUCCUCAUCAUCCUGAGGUGUUAACGCCGAUCAUGCUUAUGUGGGACCGUCACAAUGCUCGUCCCCGGCCCAGGCUGAUGUCCACGAAUAAUCGUCAAUCUCAGCCCGUACCGCUGAGGACGCGGACAAGGGUCGGGCUUCUGGGACGAGGGGAACUGUCACACUCUUUCCACGAGGGGAGACCAAGACUUAGAAGGAGUCCGUCCGGCACAACCCGAUUACUCCGUGUCCGAGUUAUAGCUGGAGUAAAUCUCGCCAAGAAAGAUAUAUUUGGAGCUAGUGACCCGUAUGUGAAGAUUGUAUUAUACCGAGGAGAUAGAGAUGAAGGGAUAAUCGACAGUGUAUCCACAAAAACAAUCAAAAAGUCACUAAAUCCAAAAUGGGCUGAAGAAUUCAUAUUUAGGGUUAACCCAAGAGACAACCGGCUACUGUUUGAGGUGUUUGAUUCCAACAGAGUGACACGUGAUGACUUCCUGGGGCUGGUGGAGAUUCCCCUGGACCAUACUGCUGUUCUCACAGAAAGGCCUGGCCGCCAUGUGCCCAACAAAGACUACAUCCUCAGACCUCGCAGUGUCAGAUCUCGGGUAAGAGGUCACUUGCGACUGUACCUAGCAUUCAUUGCCGAGGAUGCUGAUAAUGAGGUUGUAGAAGAGGACACCGCAUCUGUCUCAACAGUUGUGGAAGAGCCUGGCUGGGAGAUGGUGGAUAUGCAGAAUUCUCUAAAUGAAUCGGGUGCCUCGGGACCCACCCAGCAGGAGAGCACAGAGCCCUUACCCGCAGGGUGGGAGGAGAGGAUCGAUGCGAACGGCAGGGUGUACUUCAUUGACCACGCUACUAGAACCACCCAAUGGCAUCGACCAAGGCAAGAAAGCUCUAGUCAGUCAAGUAGUCCUUCUACCAGCAGUUUGCCUGCGGGGUGGGAGGAAAGGCUCGAUGCUAACGGCAGAACUUAUUUCCUAGAUCAUACCACCAGAACCAGUACAUGGACCCGCCCCACCAGCGUGUCAGGCCAGUCUGUGACGGACAUUCAGAGACAACGCAGUCUGGAAGCGGCCCAGAUGUACCGUCAGCGGCGCCAUAUCAGUCAGGAAGACACAAUAAGCAUCCAUAGCGAGGUGGAGGCGGACGGGAUGUCACGAGCCUCGGAGUCCCCCACAGAGCGCUCUCAGACACCCCCACCCUCACAGAGACGGCAGCCACCUCCACGACCUCCCCCACCUCGUUUACAGCGGAGCACAACCUCGGUGCAGGAGGGGAACGAGAAUGGAGGUGAUGAACCACUGCCAGCAGGCUGGGCCAUGUCUGUGGCACCUAAUGGGAGGGUGUUCUACAUCAACCAUAAUGAGAGAAUAACCAGCUGGGACGAUCCUCGUCAGAACCGUCGCUCAAACUCAAUGAGGAGUCUGGAGGUGCCUAACCCUAUUUGGAGGAGCUCGUCUAAUGAGGACUUACUACGGGACUUAGGACCCCUUCCACCUGGUUGGGAAGAAAGAACACAUUCAGAUGGCAGAGUGUUUUACAUAGAUCACAAUACACAUCACACUCAGUGGGAGGACCCUAGACUACAGAAGUUCUCAGGACCAGCUGUACCAUAUUCUAGAGACUACAAAAGAAAAUAUGACUACUUUAGAUCAAAACUUAGGAAACCAGCAAACAUACCAAAUAAAAUAGACAUCAAAGUAACACGUCGAAAUGUAUUAGAGGAUUCCUUCCGUGUGAUCAUGAAUGUCAAGAAAACAGAUCUCCUGAAAACUAGACUGUGGAUUGAGUUUGAUGGAGAAGUGGGGUUGGAUUACGGUGGGGUUGCUAGGGAAUGGUUUUAUCUUCUGUCCAAGGAGAUGUUCAACCCGUACUAUGGCCUCUUUGAGUAUUCUGCCACGGACAACUACACACUGCAGAUCAACCCAUUGUCUGGUUUAGCCAAUGAGGAGCAUCUGGCCUACUUUGAAUUUAUUGGUCGGGUGGCAGGGAUGGCUGUGUUUCAUGGCAAACUUCUGGAUGCAUUUUUCAUCCGACCUUUCUACAAGAUGAUGUUAUCCAAGCCCAUAAACCUGACCGACAUGGAGUCAGUGGACUCUGAAUAUUACAAUUCGCUGAUCUGGAUCCUGGAGAAUGACCCAGAAGACUUGGAUCUCCGAUUUUCUGUGGAGGAGGAAAUCUUUGGAGAGAUCCAGGAGCGACCGUUGAAGCCUGGUGGCAGUGACAUUGCUGUAACAAAAGACAACAAGAAGGAGUAUAUAGAACUUGUGAUCAAAUGGCGAUUUGUCUCUCGAGUGGAAAUUCAGAUGACGGCUUUCAUGAAAGGCUUCAGCGCUCUUGUGCCACAGGACAUGCUGAGGAUAUUUGAUGAGAAUGAGGUGGAGUUGGUGAUGUGUGGCUUACAGGACAUAGAUGUGAAUGACUGGAAGAGGAACACGGCUUACAAGGGUGACUACAACCCUAACCACCCAGUCAUCAUCAAUUACUGGCGGGCUGUGUUUUCAUUCAACAAUGAGGUGCGAUCGCGUCUGCUGCAAUUUGUAACAGGCACUUCGCGGGUACCGAUGAACGGUUUUGCCGAGCUGUAUGGCAGCAAUGGUCCCCAGCUGUACACUAUAGAGAAGUGGGGAAACACUGCGCAGCUCCCCAGGGCUCACACCUGUUUUAACCGUCUGGACCUUCCGCCGUAUGACUCUUACCAUGAGCUGAGGAAGCGACUGAUGAUGGCCAUAGAGAACACACAGGGCUUUGAAGGGGUGGAUUGAUGACAAGGGAUGUCACUCAGAACUGGUCAACCCUCAUUUGCAGGUCAAGUGGGGGCCCCACUAGACCCCUCUACAAACUGUACCAAACAGACAGUGUACACCUUGAGCUUGACACAUCAACACCCAAUGUUUGGGUGGUCCAUAGAAGCCCAUUUUACUAUGAUGAGAUGGCAAGGUUCAAUACCUUAUUGUAUCGAUUCAUUUUUACAGAAUCAAAGCUGGUGUCUGGAUUGGAUUGUUAGGAAGUAUGUUUAUGUCUGUCCCCCCCCCCCCCCCCAACUUCCUAAUGUUCAAAUUCCAUGCUGAUAUCUACGAUAACAUAUACAAAUGUAUGUAUGUUUAUACGUCUCUUAAUUGACCAGCCUAUUCUACAUGGACAUUGUAUAUCCAUACAACCAUCUUAAUGUUCUCAUGGUGUAUUUAUUUACUUUUAUCCCAGAGAAAGAUAUUUAUAGAGCCCUGUUUGCAGUAAAUAUUGUGUUGUAUGAUUAUUUUUCUUUUUUUUUUUUUUUUAUGUGUAGAAUUUUAUUUUACAAUUAUAAUUAUAGUUGACCACAAGCAACUUAUCGUAGAUACAUGACUGUAUCAUUCUGGGCUACAUUUUAGAGACAUUUUAUUUUCACUCCGGCCAUGUUUACAGCGCCCUUAGUAAGAAGUGUAUGCAAUAAAUCCAUAUGCUUUAACCCUGCUCUCACUGACUUCUCUGUGAAGACAUUUAUUCAGAAUUCAUAGCCACCCCCUUUCUUCAAACAUAACGUUAAACAAAAUUCAAUGAAAGUAUCAAGUAUUAAAUGAUAACAUAUAUAUUAGUGCAGUCCACAAUGUUUUUUUUUUUUCAGAUACAGUUAUUAGUUUUAAUAUGGUGUGAAAGUGUAGUUUUCAAAUGUAUUUGAAUUAACAAGGAAGUAUGUGCUGUAUGUUCCCAGAAACCUGAUCUUGGUCAUUUCAGUGGAAACUACAGCUUUAAACAGAAGUAAAAUAAAUGAAUAAACAGUAGUCAUGGCAACUAUAAAGGUUUAACGAGCCACUGCCAGUUUUUAAGAAUCUUGUUUCUGUCAUCAAAGCUUUGGCAACUGUCCAGUGGAGUGGGCCCUGUGUGGAUCUAAAUCUUACCUUUUUAUGCUGCUUCAGAUAUCGCUAAAUCAGAGACAAAAUCAAAUCCACGGCUUAAUUGACAGUCCUACAGGCAACUUUUUGACUGCUUUUGUUGGCAGUUCCUACGUAUGGUUGCAGUAGCAUACUGGUACAAAUUUCUCAGCAUGAAGGACUUACUAAAUCUACUGUUCAACAUUUUAGAAUUGUUGCAAUUAAACCAUUACAAUAGUAAGAGGAUGAUUUGCUUUGUUGGCGUUUUGAACAGCUAUAUAAAUGUUAAUUAGUAUUUUAGAUCCAGGGCGCAAUAAUAGUAUUACAUUAUUGUCACAUUCCAAGAUAUCAAGAGUUUUGAAUAAUGGCGAACUUUUUAUGUGUGGCCUUUGUUGCAAGCUCAUGGAAGUAUCAUUUUGAUUAAAAUGAAGUCAUGGGAAUAGCCACUGAUUUUUGAGUAUAUUUGACCUAAAAUUUUGCACAUCAAUUAAGUUACUCAUUUUGCCUGAUUCCAGUCCAGUUGAUAUUUGACAGACGUUUUGAGGUUUGUUUGAUAGGUAGCAUUAAGCUUCGGCACUAAAAUAAUACUUUAUAUGCUCCCGAAAAAUGUACUUUUUGGGCGGACAAGUUUUUUUAGAUAAAUACAGUAAUUCUGUGAUUCAUUUGUCAAGUAAAUAGAGAUUGGUGAACAUCUUGUGUACCGAUAUGUAAAGUAUAUGUAUGCAAAUCAGACCAUGUACCCAGUGAUAGAGGAGCGUGGUACCUUGACCAGCAUUUAAAACAACUUGGACAAUCCAGAGUAAGGAUGAAUGACUAAGGGCUUUUUCCACAAGAGAGAAAUCAGAUGUUUAAUUCUGAUGUGUAAGGAAUUCAUGUAGUCCAUGACCCCAUGGUGUCAAAUCAUGAUUUGUCUUUGUCUAUCAUUUGUCAGCUAUCCUCAGUGUCAACUUUGGUUCAGAAAAGGAAGACUUUUCAAAGUGCAAAUGUUGUGUGGAUUGACAUAAAAACAAGACGCACUUCAGCUUGAUGGAUAAUUGAAAAAGUACAAAUUUUGGUAUGAUUCAGAAACAGUUUACAGGAAGAGAUUGACAUGAUGUGUAUUGGAGUGUUUGCUUAAACAAGGUGAAUACCAUUGAAAGAUGGGAUAGGAAAGACAAUGCUGUUGUAAACUUCAUAAAUCAUUGUUAAUUUUUUAAACAUAAUGCUGUUAAUAGGCAUGCUGGCUGGAAUUCCCAUUUUACCCCUCUCUGUGAUGCACAUUAUGUAACCCUCGCACAAAAAGAGUCAAAAUGUGAUUGAUAGGUCAGGUUCAAACAACCUUCAAACAAAGUCACUUGUCAUUUUAUAGGCGUCUCAUGUAGAUGAUUUGAACAUUUUAUUAUCAGUGUCUGUGUUGUUUUUGUUAAAUACAAUUUGAAAGCUGUGUGAUAUUUCGGGCAUUAUUGUCAUUGUACAAAUGUUUUAAUGAGUGUGCCAGUCUAUCUCCUCCCCCACCCCCUCCCACC
This is a messenger RNA of Liolophura sinensis, 5401 nucleotides long. RefSeq names its product E3 ubiquitin-protein ligase NEDD4-like. Lineage: Eukaryota; Metazoa; Mollusca; Polyplacophora; Chitonida; Chitonidae. Gene Ontology annotation, cellular component: cytoplasm. The record is from RefSeq and is a predicted model, not a curated record. Gene Ontology annotation, biological process: ubiquitin-dependent protein catabolic process; regulation of dendrite morphogenesis; protein ubiquitination. Gene Ontology annotation, molecular function: protein binding; ubiquitin protein ligase activity; sodium channel inhibitor activity.